Molecule: messenger RNA, 501 nt
Organism: Nannizzia gypsea CBS 118893
Lineage: Eukaryota; Fungi; Ascomycota; Eurotiomycetes; Onygenales; Arthrodermataceae
Exons: 2
Coding region: 1-501 (166 amino acids)
Source: RefSeq, a predicted model, not a curated record
AUGUCCUCCCAAGACAGAGAAACACCACAAGAUGGUGUUCUUUCUAGGCUAUUGAGUGGGCUUCCGGAAGAAACGCCCCAGAUCAAAUUUUAUCCAGAUAAGGGCCCAAAAGUUACAGCAGACUUGCAAGAAGGAGUAUUGGUUUUGGAGAUAAUGGCCCUACUACCCCAUGAGAGAGCGGCCCAGGAGUUCCAGCGGUCCAUUGACUUUCGGAUUUUGACCAUGGGUCUCUGGAGUGAGAUUCUUAAUAAUGGCACUUCGCGAAUAACAAGUCUGGAUCAACGUUUUAUCAAGGAGCCAGAUGCUUCGUUUACACCCUAUAAUAUCAAUUGGCCGACAUUUACCAUGGAAGCUGGACUAUCCGAAAAUAAGGCCAAGCUGGCGAUUGAUGCUAAGGGAUGGCUCGAAUCAGCGGGCUCAAAAACCGAGGGCGUGAUAACGGUGAAAGUCGACCGCAACGCUCUCGAAAUUACCCUAACACGAUGGGAGUGGAAGAAAUAA